Molecule: messenger RNA, 1346 nt
Organism: Melospiza melodia melodia
Lineage: Eukaryota; Metazoa; Chordata; Aves; Passeriformes; Passerellidae
Exons: 3
Coding region: 63-872 (269 amino acids)
Source: RefSeq, a predicted model, not a curated record
GGCGGCACAGGAAAAAAUAAAAGGGGUGAGAGGUGGCUGCGAAUGCUGCGGUGGGGCACCCCAUGGGCAGCCUCUCUGCAAGUGCUGUGUCUUCCCUCGACAGAGUCAGCGGGUUGCAGCUCCCCCGGGGGGUGCGCGGUAGGGCCGGCGGGCGGCUCCGAUAUCCAAUCUCCGAAUUGGAGAGAAAUCGCCUGUCCAAUAUUUCCACAUUAAUAAUUUUAUGGUUUUGUAACGUCAGUUUAUCAGAACCGGGAGCCCCUCUGAAUCCGCUAAGGAGGAUUGCUUUUAAUUGCUCACUAACGAGGAUGUUGCUAUUUUCCCAGGAGCAGCCAUUCCCGCAGCUAAAUCACAGGAGCCCUAGACAGACCGGAGCCGACAAAAAUGAAGAGAGACCCAGCUGCCCCGGGUGCCGUCCGUCUCCCUUCCCUCCCGGGAGCGGCCCCUCGCGUCCCGGGGUGCGGCCCGGGAGCAGCGCCGUCACCCCUGGCAGGGGGCAGGGACCCCCCCAGCGGCUGCGUGUCCCCUGGGGCCCCGAGGCAGACAGCAGCCUGGAUUUUAGAGCUCGCCGGGAGUUUGGGAAGCGGGGACGCAGCGAGGGGCCGGCUCUGCGCUCCGCUGCUGGCAGCGAGCCUAUCGGGCGCUGGCAGCACCGAGUUUUGGGGGACUCUGCAACAUGCGGGACCUCGCUGCUAUCGGAUGUGUACGCCAUGCCUGCACCCCGGCAAGCAAGAGAGAAAAAAAAAUGUGGCCCACAAGUGGAUCAGACCAGUCCUGCACUGUUGCAUUUAGUGUAUAGCAAAACUGCCCUUGAGGAAGAUUCUGAAGACUCAAGGACUGAGGAGUUAGGACUGGGAGCUAAGGAAAGGACAUGAAUGACUUCCUUCAUAGCUUAGUUUUAAAAAGCCAGCUGCUCUCUGCAGUCAAGCCAAAAUUAAGGGGAGAUGGUCUGAGGUUUAGAAAUAAGCAGGAUAAAUUUUCAUGCCAAAUAAGAAAAAUGAGAAAUUAUCUUCACAUAUCGUAACUUGUCGUAAAAAUACACGUCUCUUUCCAGCUUUAAAAGAGGGCUUUAUAAAUUCUACAGUCUUUGAUUUGUUGUCUAUUUUAUACUGAUUUUUUAAUUCAUAUGUUCUUAAGAAAGCAUAAUGAAACACUUGAUGUGUCUAUUGUCUUGAUUAGUGCUUCAUUGUGUAAGAAUUUGGUUAUUGAAACAUACACUAAAUAUUGCACUGUAAAUUGUGUUGUGACUUAUGCAAUACCUUUUAGUAUUAAUAGAAAAAUUCAAGACUGCAAAAAUGGUAUUUAAUUUUUUAUUUUAUUUAGUUUAAUAAAAAACUCACUUGAUUGCA